This is a messenger RNA of Sabethes cyaneus, 1704 nucleotides long. RefSeq names its product ribonuclease H2 subunit A. The record is from RefSeq and is a predicted model, not a curated record. NCBI's taxonomy places the organism in Eukaryota, Metazoa, Arthropoda, Insecta, Diptera, Culicidae. The coding region runs from base 137 to 1132 and encodes 331 amino acids. Gene Ontology annotation, biological process: DNA replication, removal of RNA primer; mismatch repair. Gene Ontology annotation, molecular function: RNA binding; RNA-DNA hybrid ribonuclease activity. The transcript is spliced from 2 exons. Gene Ontology annotation, cellular component: ribonuclease H2 complex.
GCGCUCAAAUGUUCAUCAAAAUAUUCGAAACACGGCGUGUUCUCAAAACCAACCACAUAGCAAACACAAAUUUUAACGAGGAAAAAGGAUUAUUUAAGUUGGACUUAGUUGCUCUGCCGACAAAGAUUGAAAAACAAUGAUAUCCCCAAAGCACAGAUUAACGACUGAUGGCGAUGAAUCUGAUGGUAAAAAGGCAAAAAUAAACAACCUAGAAUCGCUUGGUCCUUACAUUAGUUCCAAGGAUAAUGCAAAGAAUUUCGUCUAUAUCUCUGAUGUUCCUCAAAUAUGUAAAGAUGAACCUUGUGUGCUUGGAGUUGACGAAGCAGGAAGAGGUCCGGUAUUGGGACCAAUGGUGUACGGAAUAGCGUUCAAUCCCAUAAGCCAGAAGGAUGUACUGAAACAACUGGGAUGUGCCGAUUCAAAGCAACUGACUGAGGAAAAGCGUGAGCUCAUAUUCGACGAUAUCAAUCAGAAGGAUUAUGCUGUGGCAAGUGUUGGCUGGGCGGUGGAGGUCAUUUCACCGAACGAGAUUUCAAUGAGCAUGUUACGGCGUACGAAGCGGUCUUUGAAUGAAGUAUCGAUGGACUCCGCUAUUGGAUUAAUCAAACGCGCAAUCGAAGCCGAGGUUAAUAUCGCAGAAGUGUACGUCGACACGGUGGGACCACCGGAGAAGUACCAGGCUAAGCUGCAGGAGAUUUUUCCUCGUUUCAAAAUCACGGUGGCCAAAAAAGCUGACAGUACCUAUCCGAUCGUAUCGGCGGCCAGUAUUUGCGCUAAAGUGACCAGAGAUCACGCGCUAAAGGUGUGGAAAUUUCGGGAAGGAAUCGAUCCGGACACCAGUUACGGCAGUGGAUAUCCGGGAGAUCAGGUAACGAGAAACUUCCUAAAUCAUUGCGAACUGGUGUUUGGCUUUCCUCGGUUCGUUCGCUUCAGCUGGUCGACGGCAGAAAAAGCCUUGGAGAAGAAAGCAUUCGAUGUGGAAUUCGACGAAGAAGAGGAAGAUCAAGCAAAGGGUAAGGCCACUUAUGGUAGCGAAAAAUUGUCCAAGUAUUUUUCCGCGGAUCGAAACGAUCAGCGAAAGCGCCAUGAGUAUUUCAGAGAGAGAUGUCUGGAUCAUGUUAGUGAGAUUUAAAUGAUUAUAAUUUGAAUAAUUGAAAGGGAAAAAGUUUUGGGAUAAUUUGAAUUGGCUCAACAUUAAGUUGCCGAAGAAUUUACUUAAACAGUUUAUUAAAAUAUUACGUCUGCUUAAACCAUGAAAACUUACAUAUUUUGCCCAGGAAAAUUUUCACGGCUUUGACAAAUUAAUCCACAAAUUAACUAAUCUGUAUUAUUUAGUUAUCAAAUUAUUCUGUGUAAUAACCUAGUUUUCUGGACAACAAAAAUAAUCUGUGCAUGACCUUAAAAUAUUUUAUUUUCGCCAAGUAGACAUAAUGGACUACGGUUAUGACCUGUUGUAAUCGAAUAGUUACAAUUUGCAUGAAAGUUGUAUUAACUGUUAUCAACAAGCAACUAAAAAUUCAAAAACGCAAAUCUGGCUUAUACUUAGUCAUGUAUAGAUCAAGUUUUUCCCAGAACACCAUCAAACUCGCUUUGUCGAGAUGUCGCUUGGUUCGGGAUACGUUGAGCACCGUGACAGCCCAUCGUGCAACGUUUGCAUCCAAUUUCAUUUCAUCGUAUCGCAAAUGGAAGGCAGCAACUGUUGGG